This is a messenger RNA of Arachis ipaensis, 1714 nucleotides long. RefSeq names its product DNA binding / DNA-directed RNA polymerase. Gene Ontology annotation, molecular function: DNA binding. The record is from RefSeq and is a predicted model, not a curated record. Gene Ontology annotation, biological process: DNA-templated transcription. Lineage: Eukaryota; Viridiplantae; Streptophyta; Magnoliopsida; Fabales; Fabaceae.
GCCGCAACACAGUCAAGAAUGGACUCCGACGAGGAACACGCGAAAACCCUAACGCCGACGGAGACGAAAGACAAGAAGCACAAGAAGAAGAAGAAGAAGAAGAAAGACGAGCUCGUUAAGGCGAAGAUUGAAGUUGUGCGUGAAGAACAGGACAAGAUAGGACCAGUCGUUGGGUAUUUCCCUUCCGGAUUCGAUCCAAUUAGCGAUGGCGCCGCCGCGACGGGGUUUCAUGUUUACAGGAACAGGAGGACGAAGAAGAGGAUGCAGCUUGUGGUUGGUUCCCCUUCCUCCCCCGUCGAAUACGUCGGAACUAGCUAUGCCGGUGAGGCCGCCGCCGGGCACUCCUCCAUGUAUGCCAUUGGUGUCUUUGAUAAGGAAAAGGGAACGCUCAAGGUUGUUCCCGUUGCUGCCAACAAGAUAUUUAGAUUGGAACCUAAAGUUAAAGCCUUGGAUGCCGUUGACAAGGAGCCUGCUACCUCAACAGUGGAAGAGCUGACUCCCUUGGACUGGGCAGCGAAGCAGAGGCAGAUUACUAAUUUGUUUGGAACAAAGAAGGAAAUAACAAGGACUAAAAAGAGGUUAGCUCUCAAUCAAGAUGAUGAUCCUGAAUCACAAAAGAACCUGGAUGUGAAGAUGGAAAAUGUUGAUGUAAACAAAUUGGCUCUUGAAGGUACUGAAUCUCAAGUUGCCCGCAACAUACCACCAUGUAAUCUUUCUGCAACCUCGCCGCAGGAGGCAUAUGUAUUGGAUCAAAUCAUCCUUAAAGGAGAGUGGGGUUACCUUGAAGACAUUUAUUAUAUUUUGUUGAAGGAAGAAGAAGCUGACUUCAGUUCUUACCCAACUUUUGUUUCCAACAGGAUUAAUAAAUUAAAGAAUAUUAAGGAUGAUUCAGAAAAGAGGAAACACUCAUGCAUACUGUCAUUCAUCAGUCAUCUUGUAACGUUCAAAGAACAGAACUCUUUCAGGGAUAACUCCACCAUGAAGCGUCUGAAGAUCCCCCACAUUCUGCGUAAUAGAUUCUCGGCAAUGUUUGGCAAUACUUCUGGUUCUAAUUCAAAAUGGCUGUCUUCUGAGAAGAUUAGUCUUCUCGUUUGUUAUAUCCUCGUGCUGACUCUUUUCUUUGACGAAUUCGAGACUGACUAUUGUGAUAUAGCAAAGGAUCUGAAGAUGAGCCAACUGGUGGUGAAACAACACUAUGAGCAUUUGGGUUGCAAGGUUAAACGUAAGAACAAUGUCAACCAUGCCACACUUCCCAUCCCUCUUAAAUUUCCUGGUGUGCGUCAGAGGAAGCGAAAACGUUAGAUGGAGGAUGGGUCGCUGUCGGAGUCCAGUUGGUCUGCCGUUCUCAGUGCUUGCAGGUGUCAAAAGGUUGCUAUCCAUACUCGAAGGUUACUUAAAGUAUUAUAUUAUUCUGGGCUAUUUGAACUAUGUUUGCUGUUUUGAUUGUGAAAGAGGUGAUUUUGAAGUUACCAUCACACAUAGAUAUAGUGAAAACUUAUCCAUGAAAGAGUAGAAUCAAGAUCAGCUAGAUCAAUUUUGGGGAUUUCCGGUUUCACUUUAUGUUAUGAAUUCAAGCUUAUAAGAACCUCUGUAAUCUCAUCAUGCUUGACAACUCUUGUAACCAGUAUUAACCACUCAUGCUUAUCUCAUUGUGCGCACCAGCCCUCAGCUAAAUGUUUAUCUUGGAUUUAAUUGACUAAUACAGUAACCCUUA